This is a messenger RNA of Gopherus evgoodei (Goodes thornscrub tortoise), 10606 nucleotides long. RefSeq names its product gamma-aminobutyric acid receptor subunit alpha-2. The record is from RefSeq and is a predicted model, not a curated record. Gene Ontology annotation, biological process: monoatomic ion transmembrane transport; signal transduction; gamma-aminobutyric acid signaling pathway. The coding region runs from base 536 to 3052 and encodes 838 amino acids. Gene Ontology annotation, cellular component: dendrite membrane; GABA-A receptor complex; postsynapse. Gene Ontology annotation, molecular function: transmitter-gated monoatomic ion channel activity involved in regulation of postsynaptic membrane potential; inhibitory extracellular ligand-gated monoatomic ion channel activity; GABA-gated chloride ion channel activity. Lineage: Eukaryota; Metazoa; Chordata; Testudines; Testudinidae. The transcript has 17 exons.
CAGGGGGGCGAGGCGUUAACCCUUUAAUACCCCACCCCAGAGCCGUAGUGUGAAGGAACUAGAGAGAAAGGGAGGGAGAAGACUCCCCCGCACCCCGUUUCUGCCUUGUAGUUGCCACGUUUGAUCCUCCCUCUCCUGUGGCGCUUGCAAUGGAGCCGGGCCGCCUGGCUCCAUGUGAUCGAGUCGAACCCCCUCUUGCGAGGGACUAGCAGGGGCGGGACGACGGGGCAGAGGGAGGAGCAGGUGGGGAGCGGGAGCCUGUUGCCCCCUCGAGAGUUAGAGGCUCGGCAGCCUCGCCCAGCCGCCUGGAUGUGCAAAGCGCCCGGCGACACGGCAGCCACGAGAUGUAGCUUGGCAGGGAAACCAGCGGCGCGAGCAAACAGGUCCCCCCACCCCCACACUUGUUCCUUGUGCCUGUCCCUGCCGGUUGCUCUGGGGCGGGCUGCCCCCUCCCCGCCAGCGGCUGGGGUGUCUCCUCCGGACAAGGCACUGAGUGACGGGGGACGCGGCCAGGCUUGAAGAAUGGCAUGCAAAGAUGGUUUCUGCCAAGGAGCUAGUGAUCGCGAUGUCCUCGGGUCUCUCCAUCACCCUCCUGCACUUCCUGUGCCUGGCGACCUGUGUCACCGAGCCUCCGGGACAGAUCAAAAAGGAGGAGAAAUUAUGGCCGGAGAAUUUUACAAGCAUCCUGAACAGUCUCCUGGAUGGUUAUGACAACAGGCUGCGUCCUGGAUUUGGGGGUCCUGUUACUGAAGUCAAAACAGAUAUAUAUGUCACCAGUUUUGGACCUGUUUCCGAUGUAGAAAUGGAAUACACAAUGGAUGUCUUCUUUCGUCAGACAUGGGUGGACAAAAGAUUAAAAUAUGAUGGUCCCAUUGAAAUUUUAAGACUUAAUAACAUGAUGGUUUCGAAAGUGUGGACGCCUGACACUUUUUUCAGGAAUGGGAAAAAAUCCGUCUCGCAUAAUAUGACAGCCCCAAAUAAACUCUUUAGAAUAAUGAGAAAUGGCACCAUCUUAUACACAAUGAGGCUUACCAUAAGUGCAGAAUGUCCCAUGAGAUUAGUGGAUUUUCCAAUGGAUGGUCAUGCUUGUCCUCUCAAAUUUGGAAGUUAUGCAUAUCCAAAGAGUGAAAUGAUUUACACCUGGACAAAAGGACCUGAACAAUCUGUGGAAGUUCCUGAAGAGUCUUCCAGUUUAGUUCAGUAUGACCUGCUUGGGCAUACUGUGUCCACUGAAACUGUUAAAUCUAUUACAGGUGAAUAUGUUGUUAUGACAGUUUACUUCCACCUCAGACGGAAAAUGGGUUAUUUUAUGAUUCAGACGUAUAUCCCAUGCAUUAUGACUGUGAUCCUCUCGCAAGUGUCAUUUUGGAUAAAUAAGGAAUCUGUUCCAGCUAGAACCGUAUUUGGAAUAACGACAGUUUUGACAAUGACAACGUUGAGCAUCAGUGCAAGGCAUUCAUUGCCAAAAGUAUCCUAUGCCACUGCCAUGGACUGGUUCAUAGCUGUCUGCUUUGCCUUUGUGUUCUCUGCUCUUAUUGAGUUUGCUGCUGUCAACUAUUUUACUAACGUUCAAAUGGAAAAGGCCAAAAGGAAGACAGUGAAAUCCCUCCUUGAAUUUCCAGUCAUGCCAGUGAAGCGAGAACAGUGCACAGAAGAGGCACUCAUGGUUUUGCAAAGAGCAGCUAUGAAAAGGAAACUGACACUCUACAAGAUGCAGUUGGUUCUUCUCGUUUUGUUGGUGGGGGUGCCAACAAGAUCAGUGCUGGCUGACUCCCUUGAAGAUGAAGCUAAGAAUAACAUCACCAUCUUUACAAGAAUACUAGACCGACUUCUGGAUGGUUAUGAUAAUCGUCUUAGACCUGGAUUAGGAGACAGUAUAACGAAAGUCUUCACUAAUAUCUACGUAACCAGCUUUGGACCUGUUUCAGACACAGACAUGGAGUACACAAUAGAUGUUUUCUUCCGUCAAAAAUGGAAAGAUGAGAGGUUGAAGUUUAAAGGCCCAAUGAACAUCCUUCGACUGAACAACUUAAUGGCUAGCAAAAUCUGGACCCCAGACACAUUCUUUCACAAUGGGAAGAAGUCAGUUGCUCAUAACAUGACAAUGCCAAACAAACUACUACGAAUCCAGGAUGAUGGAACUCUCUUGUAUACCAUGAGGCUUACAGUCCAAGCCGAAUGUCCAAUGCACUUGGAAGACUUUCCUAUGGAUGCUCAUUCAUGCCCGUUGAAAUUUGGCAGCUAUGCUUACACAACUUCAGAAGUGACCUACAUUUGGACUUACAAUGCAUCUGAUUCCGUACAGGUUGCACCGGAUGGCUCUAGAUUGAAUCAGUAUGAUUUGCUAGGCCAAACAGUUGGAAAGGAGACAGUUAAAUCGAGUACAGGUGAAUAUACAGUAAUGACAGCUCAUUUUCACUUAAAGAGAAAAAUUGGUUAUUUUGUGAUUCAGACUUACCUCCCCUGCAUCAUGACAGUCAUUCUCUCCCAAGUGUCGUUCUGGCUGAACAGAGAAUCUGUACCUGCAAGAACAGUCUUUGGAGUAACAACUGUGUUGACAAUGACAACAUUGAGCAUCAGUGCACGAAAUUCCCUCCCCAAAGUAGCAUAUGCAACAGCCAUGGAUUGGUUUAUUGCUGUUUGUUAUGCAUUUGUAUUCUCUGCAUUGAUAGAAUUUGCCACUGUAAAUUACUUCACAAAACGAGGAUGGGCAUGGGAUGGAAAAAGCGUAGUCAAUGAUAAGAAAAAAGAAAAAGCAUCUGUCAUUAAGAAAAACAAUGCCUAUGCAGUGGCUGUUGCCAAUUAUGCUCCAAACAUUACCAAGGACUCAGUGCUACCAACAAUCUCCAAGAGUGCUACCACCACAGAACCCAACAAGGCAAAGCCAGAAGCCAAGCCGCAAGAAGCAAAGAAAACAUUCAACAGUGUUAGCAAAAUUGACAGAAUGUCUAGAAUAGUGUUUCCAGUCUUAUUUGGUACUUUUAACUUAGUGUACUGGGCUACAUAUUUAAACAGGGAACCUGUCUUACUUGGGUUUGCUCCCUCAACCUAAAAGCUAAAUUACACUGGGGAUGUAUAAAAUCAUUAUAUCAGAUAGGUUGUUUUGCUAUGUACAGUACGACUAAUAACUGCUAAUCUGUGAACCAAUAUGUACAGAGUGUAUAUAGAUAACUUAUCCGUGUAUCUCCAAAGGAGGCACACAAUGUUUAUUUAUGGAUCUGUAAACAGAUAACACCCAUGGCUAAUAUAGCCAGCUCUUUAGAACUUCUACCCAGGGGAUUUCCUUAAAACUGGGAUUCAAAUACACAGAAUUAUAUCUUCUCCAUACAAUUAGAGGAAAAUAUAGUCCCGCGUAACUAUUUAGGAACAGUAUUUUUUUAAUUUAAAGUUAAAAUAUUUUUCUAUAAAAUAACUAAUUCUACUUUAAUGGGAAAAGCGGUCAUUAAAAAUUAUUUUUAAAAAAACUUAUUUCAUACAAUGGAAGUGCCCAUGUACAUAUUAUAGAAUGAUGAGCUCAAACUAUUCUGUUGUUCACAACCAUUUUGGAAAGUAGUUAUGUUUAAAACUUAGUAAAGACUAUUGGAAUGCCAAGGCCAUUAGUUCCUUACUUCUAGACCUCCUUUGAACGUGUUAAUGAAGUAUUCCAACUCAUUUAAGUGAGCAGUGGCGGUUAAUCAAAUUUCUAGCAUCAAUCAACUUCCACUAGAAAAACUGUUUUUUUCUCCUCCGUGCUUGUUUCUCUGAGGUUGCUGAACCAAGUUCUCUUAUUCAGCAAGGUCAGAAAAGGUUUUUUUAAAAAUAGAUUGUUAGGCUUAUAAAUAUUGGUAAUUGACACUCAGAAAUUUUUCAGGGUCAAGUAUAUCACAAAUAUAAAAUGCUCUUUUUCCUGCCUAGUAUGUACAGGAAAAUCUGCCUUAGAAAGGCUUCCACACAUCUGCCCACAGAAGCCACGGUUUUCAAAGGAAACAGCAGUUUGUGAUUGCGGUCCAGGAAGUUGUCCUCAUGGAUAAGAUUUAUUGCUGCUUUUGUAAAUUGCAACUUUACAUUUCAAUGACAUAACUUAACAACUUUGUAUACUAGAAAGGGUUUUGCUAAGAUGUGAAUGUUAUUUUUAAUAAACUUCAGUGCAUCAUCUGUAAUUGUCAGUUAUUUCAUAUGCAAAAUAUAACAAAAUUGGAGCUGCCAUCUGCAAUUUUAUAUGAAUAUUUAAUGUUAGUAAAAUUAAUUUUCAUCUGAACCUUUGCAAAUAUUCCUUAUGCCCUGAAAGCCUGGUAAAUUAAGGCAUAACUAAUAAUUGUGCACUGUAUUUAGAUUUUAAUGUACUUGGCCAAUCAAAAAUAUUUUGAUUCACAUAUACAUUAGCAGUUAUUAGUUGACCUUUUAAAAUAGAUGCACCUUUAUGAUGGUGUGUUUACAGUAGAAACAUAUGUCAUCGUAUAGUGUCACUUAUUGCAGUUUUGUACAGUACUUGAGUAUAGUGCAUAAAAUAAGUAUGUUCAAAGUUUGACAAACUUGUACAAAUAUUUCUAAAAUGAAUACAUGAAUUAUCUUAAGACAUGGAAACUAGCAAAAACAAAGAAGAAGAAUCGAACAUUGCUUUUUUUGCUGUUUAAUUUUCUUGUCUUUUCUUUGUUUUUAAUGUGAUUCUUAUUUUGUGCUUUGCAUGACAGUAUAGAUGCCAAGGUCACAAAUGCAUUUUAGUAGUAGACUUUACAAUGAAGACAGACUUGACUUUAGUCAAACAAGAUAUUCCAUACGAUAUCAGUAAAAUAGAAGGGAGAACCACUGGUGAAAUGUGAAUUCCCUUCGUCCCCUCUAAUAAAUCCAUCUUAAUUCAUCAACGGUAGUUGAAAAACAAGCACUUUACUCAAAAUAUUAAAAUAAAAGUACCCUUAUUUUCAUAUAUAUAUAUAUUUAUAUAUAAAUGUAGAUCUUCCAUGUAAUACAGAAAUGUGUGCAAUAGGAUGAUAAAGUGUGUAAGGUCUGAAGGCAAGCAAUAAAAAGUUUUUUUUCAUGGUAUAAUUAUACAUUUUAAAAAUAUUUAUUUGUAAACUAUAAAAGAUCCCUUUAAUGUCAUAGUGUCCAGGUAUAACAUAUAUACAUAUGUAGAAUAUUUGUAAAUAUUGAUCUUGUAGAAAAAUCCUUUCAUGUUUCUCUCUCUUUCUGGCAAAGGGCUCUUACUAUGUGGUAUAGUGGAGGCCCAAGCUUAUCUGCUAUCAGACUCUGAGUAGGUUGAUUACUGGUUUUGUGUACCUUUUGGGCACCAUCCUGCAACCUGAUGGGAGCUCUCAACUCCCACUCUCUUCAACAGGAGUUGAGGACUCUCAGCACCUCACAGGUUUGGGCUUAUUCUACCCCAGUUACAUCCCAGAUAGCUCAACAAAGUUAGGUUUGCUGUCUCAAAGAGUGGGAAGUCAGAACUCUGCCCUCUAGAUACAUGAGCAGUGCUUAAUUUGUGCCAGGGCUGAGCCCCAGCCCAGCACAUCUGGGCUUGCUGCAUCAGUCAUGAACGUAAAAAAAAUGACUUGAGCCAUGGAACCUAAUUGCUAGAUUUCUGGCACUUCUUUCAUUACAAAUUAAGCACUGUAUAUGAGUGUGUCCAGAGGUGCAUUUAAUUAUGUGGUGGGAGAGAGCUGUGUAUCCUUGUUUGUUUGUAUUUUUAAAGGAAUGCACACAGAGGUAUCCGACUUACAGAAUUCAAGCAAGUCCUGUCAUUGCUUCAGAAAAUUAAUGUGCUUAAUUUAUAACUGCACUGGGCCUGCUGUAAAUUGUGCACCCUCAAUUUUACAGAGGGCCUGCUUCUGUUCCCUCCUAAAUCAAUAGGAGUGUGGGGAGCAGGGUCAGAAAUAAUGUGUUAGGAGCAACUAUUUAAUUCACUGAACAGUCCCUAUGGACUUGUGCAACACUUAGAGUAAAUCACGUAACCACCAGACUUUUAGCACAUACUUUAGACAUAGAAAAAAUAAAACCAUAUUUGUGCACAUAGAUUGCAUUUAAAUGCUUUCAGAGAGCUACAUGCAACUCCUGGUGAAGUCGGUGGGAUUUGCAAGGGCAUAUCUAAAAGCAGAGUUUCAGCUCAAAGUCUUGUGCAGUUGGUCUAGAUUUAACGUUGGCUUAUUUUGUUUAUUGCAUUUUAAGCAAUUUGUCAGUUGUCCUUAUGAUUCCAAUGUUAAAUCAUUUAUGAUGAUGAAAAUGACUAAAAAUAAAAUUGAUGAGCUCUUAAGAGUGACAGCUGUAUAGCUGAAUGCGAAGAUUGAAGUGAACACAAGACCUUAACAUGAAUUUUAAAAUGCCAGCCUUAGGGUUUUUUUUAGUUACUUCAGUCUGCCGCCAAGAUUUUUCAAACCUGGUACCAAAAAGUUAGGCUCCUAAAAUCAUACUUAGGCACUUUUAUAGAUGCUGAGCACUUGGCGUACAUCUACAACACGCAAAAAAAACCAUGGCUGGCCUGGGUCAGCUGAUUCGGGCUCACAGGGCUUGGGCUGCAGGGCUGAACAAUUGUUGUGUAGAUGUUAGGGUUUGGCCUGGAGCCAGAGAUCUGGGACCCUCCACUCUGCACAGCAAUUUUUAGCCCCACAGCCAAAGCCCUGUGAGCCCAAGUUAGCUGACUCAGGCGAGCUGCGUCCGUGCUGUGGGUCUUUUAUCCCAGUGUAGACGUAGCCUUGGAAGCCUGAUCAAUUUCAAUAUGAUUUGUUGAUGUUCAGCACUUCCAAAAAUCAGCCCACUUUUAUUUAAGAGAUUUAUUUAUGGAUGUAGGAACCUAACUUGUGUCCCUUUCUAGUUUAUUCCCACCCCAUCUACCCUCCCAGGCCAUCCUCCCAAGCCUUCUAUAGCAUUUCUUAUAUGAUCCAAAAAACAAAUACACUAAUAACUUAAAAGUUUAAAAAAAUAAAUAAAAUGGCCUAUCAUUGUGGUAACUUGCACUGGGCUUAACAGGGUUCCAAGCCAGGGUUAAAGAAUAGCUUCUUGAUAUAGGACUGCAACAUUUACUCCUUGAUGCAGAAGGCUAGAGAAUAGUACCCAAGUAUUAAUAGUAAUUUGGAAUUAGGGGGUGAGAAAAGAUAGAGGGCCCUGGGUUUAUCAGCCUUGGCACCUUCUGUGGUAGUCUCCUGUCUUAGUUCAUUAGUUGUAAUGCACUGGCUUCCAAAUAAUCUUGUUGAUAUUUUCAGAGAGACAAAAUAACUUCACCUCUAAUUUAUAUUUAACGCGGCUGCAAACUCCUGUGCUAUUGUGAUGUUUUAUCUAUGUCCUCAUGUUCUCCCAGCACUUUCGUGCAAAUUUUUGGCCUUAUUCAAAAUGGCCACCAUGUCCUAUUAUUUCAAUUGAUGUGAAGUUGCAUGGGCCCAGAUCUUCACAUGUAUUAGUCUCCUAACUUCCUUUGAAAUCAAUGGAUGUUAAGAGUCUUAAUAUCUUUGAGGAUCUGAGCCAUGAUGCUCUCUGGGAAAAUGUCUGCCAUGAAGGCUUUGUUGUAGUUUGGAAACUGGAAGAGAAACUAUGUGCAGUUGGGGGAGGUAGGUAGAAUACUGAAGGGAGUGCAAGAGAAGGAGAAGGUUGAGGGAGAAUGUGAAGAGAAGGGAUCUGAAGGGAAACAGAGGAAGGAUAUGGGCUCAGGAGACUGUGGGUACUUGAAGUGAGAAUGUGAAAGGGACAGAAGGUUGGUUGAACAGUGUGGGGAGCAAUUGUGAAGAAAUGGGGCAGCGACGGAUAAAAUGGCAGCUCCACUUUUUCAGAGGAGAUGGUAAAUGGAGUCCCUUUCUAAACAGCCCUUGGGAAAGCUUACGUAUCUUUGUGUUUGCAUUUGAGGUUGGAUUUUGAACCUGCAGUUAUCACACACCAGUUGUGGGCAGACAGCUUUGCACUAAAGGCUAAAAGGCAGAUCAGACCCCAAUAGAUUUUUGUAAUCAUGAUUUUUUUGUGAUCUGACUCAUAAUCUUGAAUCCUCGGGAUUGGCAAUGCCACUAACCACUUCAUAAAUAUUACGUGCUUAAUUUUGUGCUCUUCCAUCUCUUCACAACUCCUGAAAAGAAAACAGAUAUGUCAGGAACAAAGUAAAUCCUGUUAGUUCCCAGUACAUUUUCCUCAGGUUGUAUGUAAUGCCUUAUUUUGAGGACCUAAGUGGAGCCUCAGAGGUGCAUUGGCCCUCUACACAAUCAUAAAUACCAUUAUUUGCACUUUUUUUAGACUCUGCACUCCUAACUUAAGUGUUUAUGUGAACAAUAAUUCCAUAUCUGGAUAUGAAAUUAUGAUCAGUCCCAAUCCCACUUUGAGUUAAGACAUUGGCCCAUACUACCAAAGUUCAAAUCAGCAGAACAUAGAGCCAUGAAGCAGAGCAAAAAAAGAUGUUAAAGUGAGUGUUAUUGGCAGAACCAGGAAGGUUAUUUAUUCUUCCUUCAAAAACAGUGAGUAGAAAGAUGUGUGCGCAAACAUAGGAACAAGUCUAAAUAGAGUCCACAGUGAUCAGGGCUUUAUCAUUUGAUAUCACAGAAAUAAGAAACUCUAAAUUUUGGUUAAAAAUGAGACUUUUGAAAAACCUAGAAUCAUUAAUCAAAUUAUGUUUACCUGAAAAACUAUUACUAGUUAGGGUUCCAAAUAAGGGAACCUAUUAAUUCAAAAAUAUCAAACAUUUUUCCUCAGGAACUGUAUAAUGUGUCUUCCAUUGGAUAACUAAUUUUCAACAUAAAUUUAAGCUUUAAAAUACUUUGUUAUUGUAAUUUUAUUAGAUAUGGCUGGUGACUUUUUUCUAUUCAUUAUUGUAAAUAGAUCCAAAUCCCUAACAACUGGAAAAUAUAGUUUUAUUAUCCUGAAUUUAGAUUUCUAAAUUACAGCUUCAUAAGGAUUUCCAGGGAUCCAUGAGUGAGCAGACAGAUUCCCCACUUCACAAAUAGGGGUGCAAAAGGCAAACACUUUGAGACUUAAUUUUGGGAAUGGCCCAUGCUAAUUGCAUUGAUAGCUUGUUUUGCUCUGCUUCUAUUGUAUAAAUAUUUCUUUCACUUUAUUUUCAAUGAAACCCCCAUUUAUUUUUAAACUUAGGUCAUGAUUCUGUGCUCACAGCCACCUGGUGGAUCCUUGUGCCCAUGUGGUUCUCAAUGCAGGGUUGCACCUGACCUGAGAAGUAUUCACUUUGAGGGCCUGAUCUUGCUCCCACUGAGAUCAGUGGCUAAACUCCCAUUGAUCUUAGAGGACUUUGGUUACAUUCUAAGGACCUGUCACCUGUCUGUGCACUACAGAAGUCAAUAGAAGUCUUUCUAUUGACUAAUAGGAGUCAGAUCCAGCCCUCCCUGGGAGUUCCUCGAUUUAUUUACCUUUUCACACUGAAAAGAUGAACUUUUAAAUAUAGGAAGCAAGCACAUUUAAAAUUGGGCCUUGAUCAUGCCUGUUUUACUCCCAGUACUGCAUUGAUGGUGGUUUAUGAAUACUGUGAAAAUACUAUGGAUUACAAGUGGAGAAUAACACUUGUGAAAAGGAAUGUACAAUGUAUUUGAAAAUAUGCAACAUGGUUCAGACCCUUCUCCUAGUGCUGGUGUCUACAUACACACAUACAAAUAUUUUUAUUCUGUAACUUGAGUAAUUAUUUAAAUGAAGCUUUGAAAUGUUAAUUGCUUAUUUUACAUAACUUUGUGAAUUCUUCACUCUGUCAGUGGCCUGGGGCUCAUGUAUAUGCAUUAAAGGUGCUCAAAGAUUUCACUAAAUGAUUUGUAAACUGUUAAAGAAGGUAAGCUUCAAGGGUCAUCUUUGUUUUCCAUCUUAUGUUUUUAGGCUUUCUGGGAUGGAUUCAAGUACAGAAUGGAAUAAGAUAUUGCUUUGAUUCUCUGGUUUUUGUAGUUUUGUAUUUAGAUGUUCAUUUUGGCUGAAUCAAUCAGUUAACAGGAUACUGUAGAUUAGCUUUAGAACUGAAUGCAACUUAGUACAUUACAGCUAUAUAGUAGAAUUAUAUGUACAGUACACACAGUAUAAACUAUUGAAUAAAUAAUAUCCAGCUGCUAAACAAAAAACUUCCACACAUAGUCACUUUACUCAGAAUUGUUUGAGGGCACUUUACAUUUAUUUAUUGAAGUGAUCACACUAAAUAUUAAUGCACGUGCAUUUACAAAUUCAAGUUUGAUUCAGAGAGAAAUCGUCGGUAGUAAUUUCUCAACUAAAUGGGAAUCAGAACAUACCUGAACACUGGAUGGUAAGUUUAUUUCAGGGUGUCACCUGGGCUUGAAAAUGUAUAGCAGCUUGAAGAAUAGCUGCUUAGUAUAUAUGGCUAAGUAACAGGAAAUAAUGAGGAAGUUGUUGCAUUUUUUAAAAAAUAGCCACAAUUUUAAAUAUCAAGCACAUGCAUAAUAAAGAAACUGCAUGUUAACUGUAAGUAUACUUAACCUUGAACAACAACAUCAGAUAAAAACUUCUGGGUGACAGUUCACUGAUUCAUUAGGUUUCAUAAUUAUAAACAAAUAAAGGGGAUGAUAAUAUUCUGUAAUUUGUGACCUUGUUUUAACUGGACAGAGUUGUUAAUUUUUUUAAAAGUGUAAAAGAAAUAACUUGACUUAUGUUUGAAUGUGUCAGUUUGCUUGCUGUUAAAGAAUAUUUAUUAACCACAUGCAAAAUAUUGCUUAACAUUAUC